AUGGCUGCCAUGACAAUCCUGCUGGUUUUCUUCCCCCAAAUUACAUACGCCAUGGAACAAAGUGCUCUUUAUCGAAAUCCAGCAAGUGACUUUUCUGUUGCCGAUUUUAAGCCUAAUCCUUUCCACUACUUAUGGAGGAAGAAAGUAACAUCGUCCAUGGUGGAAGAUCAGCUUGAUUGCACUUUCCUUUGUGUUGCUGAACCAAAGUGUUAUUCGUUCAACAUGGCGGCGUAUCCUGACUCGAAAGGUCUUUAUCUGUGUGAGUUGUUGGCCACUGACAAGUACAGAGAAACUAAAAAGUUUCAUGCGAAUGCUACCUUCCAUCAUUACAGUCCAUGGUCUCCUUGUGAUACCGAUCCUUGUAAGAACGGUGCUGACUGUGUUCCUGAAUAUGAUUUGAAUUCCUAUCGCUGUCACUGUAAAAUAGGAUAUCAUGGAAUUCACUGUGAGCAAAAAGGUUUACGUUUAGAAAAUAAAUGGUUUUGUUUCUUGCUCCCCAAAGUUUGUAAAUUUGACUUCGAAAAUGGAAUUGACGGUUGGACACGGACCGGUACUGCGUUUAACAAUCAACCAACCUAUGGCGAUAACCCAACAGCUCGAAACAAAGGGGAGCCUGCCAAUCAACAGGGGGACUGGUGGAUUGGCGGAUUUGAAGAUCGACCGUCAGAAGCCACACCGGCAGGACAAACACAAGGAGACAAUCCCCAGGGAACUCUCACUUCCCCGCACUUCAACAUCACGGGUGAAACAAUCUCGUUCCUGAUUGGCGGAGGAUGCGACAUAAACACGAUUCGCGCAGAGUUGCUAAUGGAAAGUCAGGUUAUCAGACGGACUACUGGUAAAUGCAAAGAGACCAUGGCGCGAGAGUCCUGGAAGGUCCAAGAGUUCAUUGGUCAACGCGCGUGCGUUCAACUGGUUGACCAAAGUUCCAAUGGAUGGGGUCACAUUAACUUUGAUGAUCUAAAAGGAGACAUCAUCUGCGAACAAGACUAAUCAGUUUAAAAAAUCGUAAUAUUUUAUUACAAGGCUUUAUUCCUUUCUUUGUAAGUUCAUAUGUAAAAUUAUCCGGUAGUUUUAUCCUACCCGUCAACAGAAAAUAGUAUUAACUGCACGGAUUUUAUUACAGUUCAACCCCAAUCCUUGGGGAAAUGGGUAGUGACCCCCUUACGCUGUUUGAUAGAGGUAGAAACAAUAGAAAGGCCCUCAUCUGGACUUUGAUUUUUGGCCGCCCAAUAGGGGAAGCCGUUUAAUAGGUGACUGCUUAAUCGGGGUUUGACAGUAUACGGCUCGUGUUAGUAGCCGAGUUUAGAUCAUAAUCCUUUGCUGAUAUGAAGCGCUCUCUG
Messenger RNA from Orbicella faveolata, 1343 nucleotides. RefSeq lists its product as uncharacterized. NCBI's taxonomy places the organism in Eukaryota, Metazoa, Cnidaria, Anthozoa, Scleractinia, Merulinidae. The record is from RefSeq and is a predicted model, not a curated record.